CAGAGGGAGAAGCAGGCUCCCUCCAAGGAGCCCAGUGCGGGACUUGAUCCCAGAACUCCAGAACCAUUACCAGAGCCAAAGGCAGAUGCUCAAUCACUGAGUCACCCAGGCGUCCCAAGAAGCUUCUAGGAGUUUUAGGGUUUUAGGUCUUUAAUCCCUAUGUUCUUCUAGGAGUUUUAGGGUUUUAGGUCUUUAAUCCAUUUCAAGUUAAUUUUUUGUGAAUAGUGUAAGAUGGGAGUUGAAUUUCAUUCUUUUACAUAUGAAUGUACAGGUUUACCAACAUCACUCAUUGAAGAGCCAUCCUUUACCCACUUUGUAUUCUUAGCUCACUUGUCAAAUAUUAGUUGCCCAUAAAUGCAUGGGUUUAUUUCUGGGUCCUUGAUUCUAUUCCAUUUGCCUUUAUAUCUAUUUUUAUGGCAAUACCAUAUUGUUUUGAUUACUAUAACUUUGUAAUAUGGUUUGAAAUCAGGUAGUAUGAUGCCUUCAGCUUUGUUCUUUUUCUCAAGAUUGCUCUGGCUAUUUGGGGCCUUUUGUGGUUCUAUAUGAAUUUUAGGAUUGUUUUUUCUGUUUCUGUGAAAAAUACCAUUGGGAUUUUGAUAGAGAUUUCAUUGAAUCUAUAGAUGGCUCUGAGGUGGCAAUAUGAACAUUUUAAAUAGUAUUGUCUUCCAAUUCAUGAACAUGGAGUAUCUUUCCAUUUAUAUGUGUCUUCUUAAAUUUCUUCCAUCAACGGCUUACAGUUUCCAGUGUAGAGAUCCUUCACCUCCCUGGUUAAAUUUAUUUCUAAGUAUAUUAUUGUUUUUGAUGCUGUUGUAAGUGGGAUUAUUUUCUUUCUUUUUCAGAGGGUUUAUCGUUAGUAUAUAGAAAUGCAACUGAUUUGUAAAGAGAACUUUAUUUUUCUUUAUUUUUGAGAGAGAGAGUGUGCACACAUGCAUGCAAUGGGGGAGAGGGUCAGAGAGAGGGAAUCCCAAGCAGGCUCCACACCCAGUGUGCAGCCUGAUGUGGGACUCAAUCCCAAUACCCUGAGAUAAUGAUCUGAAUCGAAAUCAAGAGUCAAAUGCUUAACUGAUUGAGUCACCCAGGUGCCCUGAAAUGCAGCUUAUUUUUGUAUGUUGAUUUUGUAUCCUGCAACUUUACUGAAUUUAUUAGUUCUAAUAGGUUUUUUUGGUGGAAUACGCCAGGUAUUUCAUAGAGGAACCCACAGGUGAUAUUCAAAGUACUUAAUGACCCUUACUGCGUGGGCAAUGGGGCAACAGCAUUGAAGCCAGCUGUAAACAAUUGGUGUAGCCACUUGAGUGUGGACCAACCAUACUUCAGCCUUGGAGCCAGGUGCAAUCCCCAUUAAGAUCAGAGUUAUACCUUCACAAGACCUUACUCUGCUCUGAAGUUGGGCAGAUGCUGCUGUUGGAAUAAGAUGGUAUAAAGGAAUGUGCCCCACUUCCUUCAUACUGCCCUGCCCCCAAGGAGUUCUCAGUUCUGUGGUCCUUCACCUGCCCCCAUAAACUAAGCAGGGUUGUUCACUCCAGUUAAUUCAAUUGUCCAGAUACUGAAUUAGGCAAUGGGGAUAGAGCAAUAGCAAGGCAGACACAUCCUUGGCCUUAUAGCUAAACAACAAUACUGUUUAAUGUCUAUUGCAUAUUUUCUUCACAUCAGGCCUCAUGUCAAUCAUUUCACACGUAUUAUCUCAUUUAAAUCCCUACCCAACCCUCUUAGAGGCACAUAUGCUGAGACUCGGAGAAAUAAGUAACUUCCCUAACAUCACACAGCUAGUCAGAGGUGAAUCUAGUCCAACCUCAAAGCCCAACUCCUUGGGUCUCCCUAGAGGACAGAUUGCACUCAGCCUGUACCUCCCACUCCUUCUCCAGGUGACAGUCUGACCUAUGAGCUCAGGAACAGGAAGGGUAAGGAGGAAGAGGAAGCUCUGGAUGAAUGGAUCAAUGUGAUGGAAAAGGUGUUACCUCUCUCCCUCAUUGCCACCAAAGGAGGCAUCGAGUCUCUCAUUUCCCUUUGCUCUACUCUCAUUGAAGGACAAAAGAAAAGGACACAAAUAUCCAAACACACCUUCUGGCAGAACUGGUGGGAACAAAGCCCCCCCAAAUCUACAUCCUACCCUCAGCCACUGAGCCCAGAGCAGAUGCUCCAGGACAAGCACACUACCUGCAUGAAGGUCUCUGAGGUGAAGUCCAUGCUGCAGGAGCUCCUGGACUCCACCAUGUUCAACCAGGGGGAGGUCAGAGCCAUCAGGUACAUGUCUGCCAUGGUGGAGAACCUCAACAAGGCCUUGAUCCUCCAGCACAAGGAGCACAGUAACCUAGAGACCAAAUAUAGGAACCUGAAAAUAGAGAUGACCCAGGAACUGAGCAGCCAACGGCUCUAUUUCCAGAAUUCCCUCCAAGUUCUCCAGACCAAGAGGGAUGCCCUACUAAAGCAGGUAGAGAUUCUAGGGGGGAAAUACCAUGACCUUCUCCUGAUCAAGCACUCCUUAGAGUUCCAGCUGAAGAAGGCACAGUCUGCUAGAAACCAGGCAGAAGAAGUGGCCACAAUCUUGGUUGACUCCCGGGGGCCCCCUGAGAAAGAGACCCUCUCAAAGAAAGAAACCAUCACGGAGGAGACCCAACAGGAACACAAGAAGGAGGAGUUGCUUUUGUCCCUGCCCCCAGGUUCCAUGGCCACAGCCUGGGACAGUGAUCCUAGGCCUUCAGCGUCUCAGCCACUUUCCAUCAUGACCAUGCAGUCUAGGAUUGCAGAUGUGUACAGCAGCAAGGACACUGAGCAUCUCCAGUCCAUGUUGCCAUCCUCCGUGGAUCACAGGUUUCCUAAGAAAUGGGAAAGACCUGUGGCAGAGAGCCCAGGCCACCAAGUCAAAGACCAGACAGACUUCCAGAAAGCAUCCCAGGAGAAGGAAGGCCUCCAAAUGAAGGCUCAUUCAAGGGUGCAGCUGUCCCCAGAGAGUUCUGAGAAGGUGGGCUUGGAGAGCAAGGUGGAGCACAGGGAAGAGGAACUCAGCUGGGAGAGGCAGAGGCAGCAGUGGCUGGAGGAGCAGGAGAUGUGGCUACAGCGGCAGAAGAAAUGGGCCCUGCUAGAGCAGGAGCACCAGGAGAAGCUGCAUCAGUGGGAGGUGGAAGAGGCACUGAGAGAGCAGCAGCAGAGGUUGGGCCAGCAGGAGAAAGAGCAAGGGGGCCCACGGAGAGAGACGGGGCAGCCAGGGGAGCACGUGGACAGGGUGCUCUUCAUGACCACCAGGCGCUGGAGGGACUUGGAGAAGGCAUCCCUGGCGCCUCCCCCAAGCCGGACCCAGUCUGCUCACCCAGGCGGGAGGCCACACUUGUCCCCCAGCGCCCAGCAGCCGGCCCCCAGAAACCAGAGGAACCUGAGUUCCGCCAAGUCUGCCCAGAAACCACGGGCCUGCCAGGUUCCUACCAAACCCAAGAAAUUAGCCUCCUUCCCUGUCUCGGGGACAUCCAUCCAAAAGGUGUCCCGGCCUCCUUUGCACGUAUCCCCAGUAACUCUUAAGGGGAAAGUAUACCGCAUGGACGUGGAGGCCCAGAGGAAGAACCUGCAGCUCCUGAGUGAGGAGGCUGAGCUGGGGCUGCCCCACUACCUGCGCAGCAAGGCACUGGAGCUCACCACCACCACCAUGGAGCUGAGCAUGCUCCGGCUGCAGUGCCUGUGCCAUAGGUACAUCCUCUACAGGCGCUUCCAGAAGCUCCGACAGGAAGUGAUCAACCACAUACAAGUCAUCCGAGAAACAGGGACUACCUACAAGGCCCAGAACCUCUAUGUCUUCCUCGAAAACAUCGACAAUCUGCAGAACUUCUGGCUGCAGGCCUGGACAGACAAGCAGAAGGACGUGGAGGAGAAGCGCCGAGAGUGCCUGAGCAGCAUGGUGACCAUGUUCCCCAAGCUCCAGCUGGAGUGGAAUGUUCAUCUGCACACUCCUGUGGUCACCAACCCAAAGUCAAGGAAAAGCAAACCACCCCCGUCCUACCUCCAGCACACCCACUCCUGUAACCCCUCCUGCAAGCAGUCCCCAGAGCACUUCCCAUCCAAGCACUGGGAAUGUGUGCCCCUGCGCAUGGCCCGCCAUCAGGAGAACCAGAUGGAGGCCGUCUGGAAGACUGAUGUGGCCUCCUCCAGUCACCCGAUAGAAAAGAAGACUCCCCCCAGCCUGCUCUGGGACCAGCUAGGAGGGUACCCAGAUAUUCCCCGGCUGUUGGCCUUGGAUGUGCAUUCAUCCUUCCAAAAAAGCUUAAGGUCCCUCAAGGGUGUCUUGACGGCUGAAGGAAAGGAACACCAGGAAGCCCCAGAUGAGUCAGCCAAGCUUGUCUGUAAAAAGUCAAAUGAGUCCUUUCCUGGAGCCCUAAAAAGCCAGAAGGAUCGAGACAAUCUCAGUCCCCACUCCCUCCCUUAGUGAUUCUCAAACUUCAGGGUGACUAAAAAUCACAUGGGAACUUGUUUCAAAUGCAGGUUUCCAGCUGGUGUUUUUAAACAUCCUGGGUAUUGCUAAGUAGCCCUAGAACUUUGAGAAACACUCCUUUCCCCCUUCAGUCCCCAAAAUGUACGUUUUUAAUAAAAUAGAGAUGUGUUUAUUUUUAAAGAUUUCUGUGUUGUUUCUGAAACCCACAUCUCCCGAACUCAUUUUUGGAACCAGGUCCAUGACCACCUGGCCCCAGAGCUGGACGCCCAUCAGGAGGGAUCCCCCCAGUGGGGUCUCUACCUUUUGGAAGCCAAUAAGCUGAGAUGGCCACAAUUAGUGCCUGGCACACAGUAGGCACCAGUCCCUUUUAAUCAGAGACAUGGACAGAUAAGUAACUGGUGUGCUGAAGAUUAGCCUGAAAGCUCAGAAGGUAAGAACAAAAGGAGAUACCAAGUACCAGUCAAGGCCAAGUGUCACUGGGUGGGAGGCAGAGGCGUGUAUGUCUCAGGAGUGAGAACACAGGUGGAAGAAAUGGAGACACAGAGGUUCCAAAUCUAGAUGGUGUGGGCUAAGGAGGCCGU
Molecule: messenger RNA, 4995 nt
Organism: Nyctereutes procyonoides (raccoon dog)
Lineage: Eukaryota; Metazoa; Chordata; Mammalia; Carnivora; Canidae
Gene: FAM186B
Product: family with sequence similarity 186 member B
Exons: 6
Coding region: 1940-4408 (822 amino acids)
Source: RefSeq, a predicted model, not a curated record